Molecule: messenger RNA, 3891 nt
Organism: Procambarus clarkii (red swamp crayfish)
Lineage: Eukaryota; Metazoa; Arthropoda; Malacostraca; Decapoda; Cambaridae
Source: RefSeq, a predicted model, not a curated record
AUGUUCCAGCAUCCCACCUGCUCUCAGAUGUGUUCCAGCAUCCCACCUGCUCUCAGAUGUGUUCCAGCAUCCCACCUGCUCUCAGAUGUGUUCCAGCAUCCUAUCUGCUGUCAGAUGUGUUCCAGCAUCCCACCUGCUCUCAGAUAUGUUCCAGCAUCCCACCUGCUCUCAGAUGUGUUCCAGCAUCCCACCUGCUCUCAGAUGUGUUCCAGCAUCCCACCUGCUCUCAGAUGUGUUCCAGCAUCCCACCUGCUCUCAGAUGUGUUCCAGCAUCCCACCUGCUCUCAGAUGUGUUCCAGCAUCCCACCUGCUCUCAGAUAUGUCCCAGCAUCCCACCUGCUCUCAGAUAUGUCCCAGCAUCCCACCUGCUCUCAGAUAUGUCCCAGCAUCCCACCUGCUCUCAGAUAUGUCCCAGCAUCCCACCUGCUCUCAGAUAUGUCCCAGCAUCCCUAUCAGCCGAUGCUGACCUCUCCUGCACGGGAGUACAGCCUCCCCCUCUCCCAGGACUCUCCACCAUGGGACUCUCCACCAUGGGACUCUCCACCAUGGGAGUCUCCACCAUGGGACUCUCCACCAUGGGACUCUCCACCAUGGGACUCUCCACCAUGGGACUCUCCACCAUGGGACUCUCCACCAUGGGACUCUCCACCAUGGGACUCUCCACCAUGGGACUCUCCACCAUGGGACUCUCCACCAUGGGACUCUCCACCAUGGGACUCUCCACCAUGGGACUCUCCACCAUGGGACUCUCCACCAUGGGAGUCUCCACCAUGGGAGUCUCCACCAUGGGAGUCUCCACCAUGGGAGUCUCCACCAUGGGAGUCUCCACCAUGGGAGUCUCCACCAUGGGAGUCUCCACCAUGGGACUCUCCACCAUGGGACUCUCCACCAUGGGACUCUCCACCAUGGGACUCUCCACCAUGGGACUCUCCACCAUGGGACUCUCCACCAUGGGACUCUCCACCAUGGGAGUCUCCACCAUGGGAGUCUCCACCAUGGGACUCUCCACCAUGGGACUCUCCACCAUGGGACUCUCCACCAUGGGACUCUCCACCAUGGGACUCUCCACCAUGGGACUCUCCACCAUGGGACUCUCCACCAUGGGACUCUCCACCAUGGGACUCUCCACCAUGGGACUCUCCACCAUGGGACUCUCUAGCCUCGCCCUCCAGGGCAGAGAACAGUGGGAGAGGCUCCCAGGUAGCAAAAGGUGGCUACAGGUAUGAGCCUGGUCUGCCACCACCUGUGGCAGGUGGCUACAGGUAUGAGGCUGGUCUGCCACCACCUGUGGCAGGUGGCUACAGGUCGUCGUUCAAUCCCCGACCUGUGUCUUCUCCAAGUCGAAAAACGAAGAAGGGAAACUGUGGGCCUAACCCCCGCUUCCCUCCGGCCAAGGUUACCAAGACACCCCUCAAGACGCCGGCCAAGGUUACCAAGACACCCCUCAAGACGCCGGCCAAGGUUACCAAGACACCCCUAAAGACACCGGCCAAGGUUACCAAGACACCCCUCAAGACACCGGCCAAGGUUACCAAGACACCCCUCAAGACGCCGGCCAAGGUUACCAAGACACCCCUCAAGACACCCGGCCAAGGUUACCAAGACACCCCUCAAGACGCCGGCCAAGGUUACCAAGACACCCCUCAAGACGCCGGCCAAGGUUACCAAGACACCCCUCAAGACGCCGGCCAAGGUUACCAAGACACCCCUCAAGACGCCGGCCAAGGUUACCAAGACACCCCUCAAGACGCCGGCCAAGGUUACCAAGACACCCGGCCAAGACACCCCUCAAGACACCGGCCAAGGUUACCAAGACACCCCUCAAGACGCCGGCCAAGGUUACCAAGACACCCGGCCAAGACACCCCUCAAGACGCCGGCCAAGGUUACCAAGACACCCCUCAAGACGCCGGCCAAGGUUACCAAGACACCCGGCCAAGACACCCCUCAAGACACCGGCCAAGGUUACCAAGACACCCCUCAAGACACCGGCCAAGGUUACCAAGACACCGGCCAAGGUUACCAAGACACCGGCCAAGGUUACCAAGACACCCCUCAAGACGCCGGCCAAGGUUACCAAGACACCCCUCAAGACACCCGGCCAAGGUUACCAAGACACCCGGCCAAGACAUCCGGCCAAGACACCCCUCAAGACACCCGGCCAAGGUUACCAAGACACCCUUCAAGACACCCGGCCAAGGUUACCAAGACACCCGGCCAAGACAUCCGGCCAAGACACCCCUCAAGACACCCGGCCAAGGUUACCAAGACACCCCUCAAGACGCCGGCCAAGGUUACCAAGACACCCCUCAAGACGCCGGCCAAGGUUACCAAGACACCGGCCAAGGUUACCAAGACACCCCUCAAGACACCGGCCAAGGUUACCAAGACACCCCUCAAGACACCGGCCAAGGUUACCAAGACACCGGCCAAGGUUACCAAGACACCCCUCAAGACACCCGGCCAAGGUUACCAAGACACCCCUCAAGACACCGGCCAAGGUUACCAAGACACCCGGCCAAGACAUCCGGCCAAGACACCCCUCAAGACACCGGCCAAGGUUACCAAGACACCCCUCAAGACACCGGCCAAGGUUACCAAGACACCCCUCAAGACGCCGGCCAAGGUUACCAAGACACCCCUCAAGACACCGGCCAAGGUUACCAAGACACCCCUCAAGACACCGGCCAAGGUUACCAAGACACCCCUCAAGACACCGGCCAAGGUUACCAAGACACCCCUCAAGACGCCGGCCAAGGUUACCAAGACACCCCUCAAGACGCCGGCCAAGGUUACCAAGACACCCGGCCAAGACAUCCGGCCAAGACACCCCUCAAGACACCGGCCAAGGUUACCAAGACACCCCUCAAGACACCGGCCAAGGUUACCAAGACACCCCUCAAGACACCGGCCAAGGUUACCAAGACACCCGGCCAAGACAUCCGGCCAAGACACCCCUCAAGACACCGGCCAAGGUUACCAAGACACCCCUCAAGACACCGGCCAAGGUUACCAAGACACCCGGCCAAGGUUACCAAGACACCCCUCAAGACACCGGCCAAGGUUACCAAGACACCCCUCAAGACACCCGGCCAAGGUUACCAAGACACCCGGCCAAGGUUACCAAGACACCCCUCAAGACACCGGCCAAGGUUACCAAGACACCCGGCCAAGACACCCCUCAAGACACCGGCCAAGGUUACCAAGACACCCCUCAAGACGCCGGCCAAGGUUACCAAGACACCCGGCCAAGACACCCCUCAAGACACCGGCCAAGGUUACCAAGACACCCCUCAAGACGCCGGCCAAGGUUACCAAGACACCCGGCCAAGACACCCGGCCAAGACACCCGGCCAAGACACCCCUCAAGACGCCGGCCAAGGUUACCAAGACACCCCUCAAGACACCGGCCAAGGUUACCAAGACACCCCUCAAGACACCGGCCAAGGUUACCAAGACACCCGGCCAAGACACCCCUCAAGACACCGGCCAAGGUUACCAAGACACCCCUCAAGACGCCGGCCAAGGUUACCAAGACACCCGGCCAAGACACCCGGCCAAGGUUACCAAGACACCCGGCCAAGACACCCCUCAAGACACCGGCCAAGGCGCUACUCUCUCACUUCAUUACCGCUCCACGCCCACACCAGCCCCGCCGCUCACGCCCACACCAUCCCCGCCCUCUCACGCCCACACCAUCCCCGCCCUCUCACGCCCACACCAGCGCCGCCCUCUCACGCCCACACCAUCCCCGCCGCUCACGCCCACACCAUCCCCGCCCUCUCACGCCCACACUAGCGCCGCCCCUCACGCCCACCAGCCCCGCCCCUCACGCCCACAACAGGCCGCCUUGUUACCCCUGAUAAUGUCACGGACAAGCCGCAGUAAUUGA